This is a messenger RNA of Caenorhabditis briggsae, 852 nucleotides long. The record is from RefSeq and is a predicted model, not a curated record. Gene Ontology annotation, biological process: cobalamin metabolic process. Gene Ontology annotation, cellular component: mitochondrion. Bases 1 to 852 code for a protein of 283 amino acids. NCBI's taxonomy places the organism in Eukaryota, Metazoa, Nematoda, Chromadorea, Rhabditida, Rhabditidae. The transcript has 7 exons.
AUGUUGUCCGCCAAAGGCCCACAAAUGCGCGCGUUCACUCAGCGAAUCGCCGCGUUCUCCACUCAGGUCCAAAUCGAUCCGACACCGAUCGUUUUUGUUGGAAAGGGCACUACUCCUCGCCAAAACUCGUUGUUGGGACCAAACGACAGUCAAUAUCCGUUCCAGGGAGACGUCUCGUUUGCUCAUAAGCCACUAAGCCUUCGUCAGCAAAAGGAGAACUCAAAAAUCGAACGUGUGAUGGAUGACACCGAGCACUCACUGAUCAACCUCCUCUCAAACACCAACAUUGAAGUCGACCGUACUCAUUUGGCUCAACUAAAAGAAGAAGCAAUGGAGGAGAUUCAGGCUAACGCCGCUGAUGUUGAAAUUGAGCUCUCCGCUAUUGAGGCACCGAAGCUGCUCAAGAAGGAAAUGAAGUACCUGUUCCCACAAAUGGAGACUCAGAAGAUGAGCAAUGUUACUGUUUUCAAUUUGACCCAAAAGUCGGAAUUUGACAUGAAGGCGUGGAGUGAGUCGAUGGAGGAGGAGAGAGAGAAGCUCACCGCGUCUUUCAUCAUGUCCGCUAACGCCAUCUGCUCGACACUUCAUCGUUUCGGUUAUUGGGCGGAUUUCAUUGAUCCAUCUUCAGGCCGCCCAUACAUGGGAGACUACACCAACCACACCCUCUUUGAGACCAACGACGCCUACAAGCAGAUGGGAUUCAAGAUUGAAGAUUUGGGAUGUUGCAAGGUGCUUCAACACGCCUGCUGGGGAUCCCACGCAUUCGUCGGAACUAUUUUCACAGAUGCUCCAGUCGAUGGAAGUGCGGUUAGAGACAUUCUAAAGAAGGUCACUCAGGAGAUCGACGAAUAA